Messenger RNA from Cervus elaphus (red deer), 1983 nucleotides. It is a transcript of the gene ZSWIM1, whose product is annotated as zinc finger SWIM-type containing 1. Gene Ontology annotation, molecular function: zinc ion binding. Bases 458 to 1828 code for a protein of 456 amino acids. NCBI's taxonomy places the organism in Eukaryota, Metazoa, Chordata, Mammalia, Artiodactyla, Cervidae. The record is from RefSeq and is a predicted model, not a curated record. The transcript is spliced from 2 exons.
CCCGCCCCUCCAGCCCUCUUCCCAGACGUGUGCUUCUGCAGUUUCAGCUCCAGGGCUCAGACUCCAAAGGAUGCUGGUGUCUUCAGGCUUUCAUUGGUUGCCGCCAGCCGAGCCCCUCGUAACCCUGGUAACAGCGCCCGCCCACAAAUCGCCGGACUAUGAUUGGUCGUUGCCACAAAGUCCGAAAGCGAAUUUCUCAGGCCAUUGGCCCGAGUCACGGGAAGCUGGCGCCGCGGUUGGUGAGCCUAGAGGUCAGUCAGAGUCAGAGGCAGGGUCAAAUAGGGAGAAAUGGCGACCGAGCCAAGCUGUGGGCCCAUCUUUGGAUUAAGAUCUGGGGUCUGCAGCCCAGCCUCAAGCCUUGACUUAGUUGGAGCUUUAGAGAGUGGGAGCCUUCUGUUUGGCAGCCACACAGAGCAAAUAUUUUGACCUUGGCAUCGAGACAUUUCCCAUCUCCCCCAUGGCGCUGACAGUGCUGAAUGAGCUCCUGAUUGAGGACCCAAGCCCACCUCUGCUGUUCUACCAGCUUAACAAGACUGCCCAGUUAGAGACCCUCAACUAUCAGAGCUGCUUUAUGCAGAGGGUCUUUACCCAUUUUCCCGAGAUCUUAUUUAUCCACCGGACCUAUAACCCGAGGGGCGAGGUGUUAUACACCUUCCUGGUGGAUGGACCCCGGGUGCCGCUGGAGGGUCAUCUUUCCCGGGCAGUCUACUUCGCCAUUCUUGCCAAGGAGGAUGCUGAAGCCUUGGCCCAGAUGUGCCAGGUGUUCAAGAAGUUUAACCCAGCAUGGGAGAGAGUCUGUACCAUUCUGGUGGAUCCCUACUUCCUCCUGCUGCCCACCCUUGCUGUGGAGUUCCCCGCAGCUGAGGUCCUGCUCUCGGCCUUCCACAUCUGUAAGUUCCUCCAGGGCAAGUUCUGUCGACUGGCCCUCGAGCAGCCGGUGGAGAGGCUGCUCCUGACCGCCCUGCGGAGCGCCAUGUGCUCGGCCACGGCCGGGAACCUGCAGAAGCUGUACACGCUGCUGAACACCUGCAUCCCACCGGCCCAGCGGCCCGCGCUCCACUCACACUGGCUGCUCAAUGACCGCAUCUGGUUGGCCCACCGCUGGAGGAGCCGAGCCGAGAGCAGCCGCUAUUUUCAGGGCCUGGAGGUCACCACUCGCCUCCUCAGCCAGCUCUUUGGAAGCACCCCAGUGGUGGAAAAAGGCAUGAGCGCCCUGCUCCGGUACCUUCGGCAGAACUCGGGAGACAAGGUGAGUUUCAACCUGGGCCCGAGUCCCCCGAACCAUUACACCCCCUUGGAGGGCAGUCCCGAAAGCCCCAAAGUGGAGCAGUUGGUGGAAGCCCGCAUCCAGCACUCACUUAAUGCCAUCUGCACGGGGCCGGCCGCCCAGCUCUGCCUGGGCGAGCUUGCUGUGGUCCAGAAAUCCAUGCACCUCAUUGGCUCGGGUUCCGAAAAGGUGAACAUACAGAUCCUGGAGGACACCCACAGGGUGCAGCCCCAGCCCCCGGCCAGCUGCAGCUGCUACUUCAACCAGGCCUUCCGCCUGCCCUGCCGCCACAUCCUGGCCAUGCUCAGCGCCCACCGCCAGGAGCUCCAGCCCGACAUGCUGCCUGCUGAGUGGACGGCGGGCUGUGCCCCCAGUCUCGGUGACAUCCUGGGCAGCACGUGGAGCGAGACCCUGGAGAAGCGCUUGGCCAUAGCUCUCCUCACGGAGGAGGUGAGUCAGCUCCUGCAGCGUUGCAGCCAGGAGGAGUUUGAACGGCGGUACAGCACCCUGCGGGAGCUGGCCGACAGCUGGAUCGGCCCUUAUGAGCAGGUCCAACUCUGAUUACCUGUGGUGCUCAUCCUCUGUAUCACUCACAUCCCCCUCCCACACCCUCCCCCCAACACUCACACUGCUGUCCUGCCUCGGACCCUCCUUCCAGGGAAGAAGCACGAGGGUCUCCUCUUCUGCAGCCUGCUACCCACAAUGUGUCUGGAUUC